Messenger RNA from Chrysochloris asiatica (Cape golden mole), 882 nucleotides. Its product is annotated as amine sulfotransferase-like. Gene Ontology annotation, biological process: sulfation. The transcript has 6 exons. Gene Ontology annotation, molecular function: sulfotransferase activity. The record is from RefSeq and is a predicted model, not a curated record. Lineage: Eukaryota; Metazoa; Chordata; Mammalia; Afrosoricida; Chrysochloridae. Gene Ontology annotation, cellular component: cytoplasm. Bases 1 to 882 code for a protein of 293 amino acids.
AUGGAUGACAUCGAGACAUACUUAUUUAAUUUCAAAGGAUAUUACUUUGAGCGUUCCCUGAUUGAUAUUGACGUACUAGAAAAUCUAGAAGAUUUUGAAAUUAGAGAUGACGAUGUCUUCAUAAUCACAUAUCCAAAAUCUGGUACAAUCUGGACUCAGCAGAUAUUAAGUCUGAUUUAUUUUGAGGAACAUCGUAACAGAACUGAUAAUGUGGACACAAUGGAUAGAGCUCCUUUCCUUGAGUAUAAUAUACGAAAAAUGGACUACUACACUCGCCCGUCUCCUCGUCUCUUUAGUUCUCACAUCCCGUAUUAUUUGGCUCCAAAAGGUCUUAAGAACAAAAAACCUAAAAUUAUUUACAUCUACAGAAACCCUAAGGAUGUUUUGAUCUCGUAUUUUCAUUUUACAAAGCUUAUGGCUGUUUUAGAAGAUGUUCAUAGCAUAGAACAAUUCAUGAGAAGAUUUCUAGAUGGAAAAGUUGUAGGAAGUCUUUGGUUUGAUCACAUCAGAGGUUGGUAUGAGCACAGACAUAAUUUCAAUAUUUUGUUCAUGAUGUAUGAAGAGAUGAAGAAGGAUCUCAGAAGUUCUGUGCUUAAAAUCUGCAAUUUUCUUGAGAAAGAACUGAGUGAGGAAACUUUGGAUGCUGUUGUCAGACAGGCUACUUUUAAGAACAUGAAGUCUGAUACUAAAGCAAAUUAUGAGCAAAUCAUAAAAGAGGAAAUUGGGACAAGAACAGAUCAGGGGAGCUUCUUACGCAAAGGUACAAUAGGAGACUGGAAAAAUCACAUGACGGUGGAUCAAAGUGAAAGAUUUGACAGGAUCUUUCAAAGGAAGAUGAAAGACUGCCCCUUGAAGUUCAUCUGGGAUAUAAAUGAGGAGUAG